Molecule: messenger RNA, 393 nt
Organism: Trichophyton rubrum CBS 118892
Lineage: Eukaryota; Fungi; Ascomycota; Eurotiomycetes; Onygenales; Arthrodermataceae
Exons: 1
Coding region: 1-393 (130 amino acids)
Source: RefSeq, a predicted model, not a curated record
AUGAUGCUCAUCGCCCUCCCAUUACUCUCUAACUUGCUACUAUCAGGAGCAGGGGGCCCCUUGAAGAGAUCUCCUUGUAAUGGCCGCUUGCCCGUAUUUCUCCCGCAAAACACCACCACAAUAUUCGUCGCAUCCUGGGGCUCCUCCUCUCUGCUUCUUCUUCUUCUUCUUCUCUCUCUAAUUAUCUACUCUGUCCAUCUACCAACGCCCUUUUAUGCAUCGCUUUUCCGGUCUUUUGUUUCUUGCUGCUUCAUCUUCUUCCACGGUCUUUCGCCCCCUGAAUUCCACGUGAUUGUGGCGUGUCUUAGUCAGCAUGCCCCUUAUCGACAUAAAAAAAGCAUCGACGCAGCAGACGAAGACAAGACAAAACGGAUAGAAGAUGGGAUGACAUGA